Messenger RNA from Cololabis saira (Pacific saury), 3504 nucleotides. Its product is annotated as storkhead-box protein 2-like. Gene Ontology annotation, biological process: positive regulation of transcription by RNA polymerase II. Lineage: Eukaryota; Metazoa; Chordata; Actinopteri; Beloniformes; Belonidae. The coding region runs from base 333 to 3419 and encodes 1028 amino acids. The transcript is spliced from 4 exons. The record is from RefSeq and is a predicted model, not a curated record. Gene Ontology annotation, molecular function: RNA polymerase II transcription regulatory region sequence-specific DNA binding; DNA-binding transcription activator activity, RNA polymerase II-specific. Gene Ontology annotation, cellular component: nucleus; cytoplasm.
CGCCCCCCCCACGUACCGCGCCGCCGCCGCUGACGCCGCUGCCGCGACCACCGCUCCCGCAUCUGUUGCCUGGCUACGUUUAAAGGGUAAGUUAGCACCCUGCUAUCCAGGAGCGGCCGCUGGAUCCGCCCUCACUGCCUUGCUGUAAGCGCCGGCUCCGACCACUGCUGCAGGCUGAGACCCGCAGAGAUGGCUGCGCCUGCGCCGCCGCCGCGCGGCUGAAGCGGCGGGCGCGUCGCCGCGGCGCUGCCGCUCCGCCGCGGUGACUGGACAUGGGCCGCUCGGCUCACGGCGGCCGUGACGGGGCCUGAACGCCCCGGCCCUGCUCUACCAUGGACUCCUUCCUGCAGAUCGCGCCGCACUCGCUGGCCAUCGUGCUGUCCCGGCUCUCCGCCGCCGCGGAGGCGGCAGGAGCGGCAGGAGCGGCAGGCGCGGCGGGCGCGGUGACGGAGAGCGACGCGCUGCCGCGACACCACACCGGCUACGAGAUCUUCGCAGACUUCAAGGCGGAGAACGCGCAGCAGCACGUGUGGAGCGGGCUGGUGCGCCAGGCCGUGUCGGAGAUCUUCUUCCUGGGCUGGAUCGACGAACACGUGCUGCUGAUCCAGGGCAAGGAGGACCACCUGGAGGUGCUGCGGGAGGGCUGGAUGCGCAGGGCCCUGCAGCCGCCCCGGGGCUUCACCAUCAAGUACCUGGGUGAUGUGUCCCCCAUCAGUAUGUCCCCCAUCAGCCAAUCCCAGUUCGUCCCUCUGGGAGAUGUCCUGCUGUUGGCUAUCUCUGCUAUGAACUCCGCCCACAAACCUGUCACUCAGGAGGCUCUGACGGAACAUCUGCAGACAUGUUUCCAAGGUGUUCCCACCCCAACAGAGGAGGCUCUGCACCACACUCUGAGCAUGCUGGUUCAUGAGCGUAAGAUCUACCCAACAGCUGACGGAUACUUCAUUGUGACCCCUCAGACCUACUUCAUCACUCCGAGCCUGAUCCGAACGGGCUCAAAGUGGUACCACCUCGACGAGCGAUCAGCCGAUCGACAUCCGCACCAGAAACAAGAGCAGAAUCAACAAACGCAGUGCACCUCCCCCCUCUCUGGAACCAUCACCCCUUCCACGUCCGGGGGUCUCCGGGAUCGAACAUUUCCCAAGUCCAGUAAAAACCACUCCGGAGGAGGGGAGGACAGUUUUUACAAUAGCAGUUCCCGUGGAGACGACCCGCCGAGCCACCACGCCACCCUGCAGCAUCGAUCUCCAAAAGACCACAGAGAGUCCCCAGUGACUCCCCCUCAGCAAGGAGGAGGCACCUCGGAGAAGAGCCGGAGCACCCUUGGGUUCCCGUUCAAGACGGACACGCUCACAAAGCACCGUGGGGGGGCCACUGGGGGGGCUGGAGACUUGGAAAAACACACGGGAAAUGGUACGGGAAGUCGGAAGUUUGGACUGAAGUUGUUCCGUCUGAGUUUCAAGAAGGACAAGGCCAAGCAGCUGAGCACCUUCUCUGCUCAGUUCCCCCCGGCGGAGUGGCCCCUCCGGGACGAGGAGGUGCCCAGCCAGCUGCCGCGUCAGAUCGAGAUGGAGAUUAUCCGCAGAAUCAACCCUGACCUAACCGUGGAGAACCUGGCCCGCCAUACAGCUGUCAUGAAACGACUGGAGGAGGAGCGUGCUCAGAGGAGCAAAGCGUCGUUGGCCAAUCACAGCUCCAGGAGCAGAAGGAGUGGGGGUCGACACAGGAAGCACUCUCAGACCAAACUCAGCCGCUCUCACAGCAAGACGAGGCCAUUACGAUUUGAACCGGCUGAUGGUUCCCACCUGGAACUCUGUGACGGGGACCACAGAGGUUACUCCUCCUCCCUGGCUCGGUCGCCACGGGAACAAGCCCUCGCCAUGGAGCGGCAAAGGGCUCGGCUCCACCUUGCCCAAAGCAUCCCCAAUAUCCUGGACUCGUCCCACCUGCCCGUUACACCGGAGUGGGACGUUUCUGGAGAGCUUGCCAAGCGACGCACUGAAAUUCCGUUUCCUGAGCCGAGCCACGUCCCAUCCCUCUACCACUCCAAAGUCCAUCGCUCACACUCCCACACCCAGGAAAGGAGGUCCAGGAAUGAACGUAGCAGCAAGGCCAAGGAGCGCUCCAGAUCCAUGGACAACUCUAAAGGACCACUUGGCGCCGGCCUGAUUGGGCCACCUGAUUACUACGGCAACCGGAGUCGUUACUACACUGACGACGGCACCCUAAGAGCCAAUCAGAGCUCUUCCCACUACACCCGAACCACUCCGUCUACAGCAAAGGUGCCACGGGAUCCGGUUGGGUUGGACAGUGGCAGAAACUUUGAGAAGAGCAAAAGCAGGGACAGUUUACCAGCGUACUCGCCCAAGCUGGUGCCGCCCUCCAUCCCUGCUGACGAUUACUUCCAGUGCUCCGGCAGCUCCAAGGUUCCCCUCGCAGCAACAAACACAAUGGGAACUCUCUGCAAGAACAUCCACGAAGGACUGAAUCCCAGCAGCACUGACAGGCAGGCUGACAGACAGGCAUCCCAACCCCCGGAAAACAAAGAGGAUUUGUCAAGGGGUGGACCUAAAGCGAGCAGCCUGCCUCCCAUACCUCUCUCCAUACCUGAUCCCUGCGCCUUCAAUGGACGACCUCCCAACGGUGCCUCAUCUGGUCAGGAAAAGCAUAAGGACCUAUUUGAUACAGACACACUCCUGGAAGCUCCUUCCAGCCUCCCCACAAUCCCUGACUAUAGCUCCUUGAGAAAACCUGCAGCUCUCUCCUCAACUCUGUCGUCAGCAUGCGAUGCUCCCAAACCGCUGGUGGCAAUGCCAUGUGGUCCCACGCAGGUCAACGAGCCCCUCUCCACCGCCCCAGACGCUUCCUUUGACUACUAUAACGUCUCUGACGACGACGAACUGGAAGAGGGCGGGAGCAAAUGUCGGGGGGAAGCUGGAGGGGGGAAGGCCGGGAACUUGAAAGGAGGUGGAGCAGGGACCAUGCAGUGGUUGUUGGACAGGGAGAAGGCCAGGGAUCUACAGAGGAGAUUUGAAAGGACUCUUACCCUCUCUGGUGCUAAAGAGAACCUUCCAGAACCGAGCCAGGCCCAGCAGUCGGCCCACUCCGCCAGACUGGACAGUAUGGACUCCAGUUCUGUCACAGUGGACAGCGGAUUCAACUCACCACGAACCAGGGAGAGUUUAGCCUCCAACACGUCCUCCAUCGUGGAGAGCGCCCGGCGCCAGAACCUGGCCCUGAGUCCGGGCCUGAGUCCGGGCCUGAGUCCGGGCCUGAGUCCGGGCCUGAGUCCGGGCCACCGCGGCGGGAUAGCAGGAAGUGGAGCCCCGUUCUCCUUCCACAGCGUUCCGGAGCCCGCCGGCUCCCAGACGGAGAAGCUGCAGAAGCCCAGCAGCUGCCUGGCCUCCAUCACCAGUGUGUAGGGCGGUGCUGGAGCCACAGACGUAGAAACGUGUCCUCCCACCGAGCUGCUGUGAUACGUCAACGACGCCGCCAUAUUGGAUGUUC